GCUGAGGGGUUGAUACCUUGCUAUGGCGUCUCUGGUCUUCCCCGGCGCGCAAUGAGCGAGAGCUGUAGUGGGUUGUUGACUCUUUUUGUUGUCGUCUGCCAACUGCUAAUGUGUCAAGUUAGAACGUAAAGGACCUAUCCUGAUCUCCUUGCAGUUGCUGACAGUCUUACUGUGAUUUGGUGAACCUGGCAUUGGGAGGAGACUGGCACUUUGUUAAAGCUACAGAGACUGGGUCAGAGGCCGCGUCCGGCUGAGUUCCGGACUGGGACGAAGGCCGCGUCCGUCUAAAGACUGGCCAUGGAUGAAGAGGCACUGCCAAGCCUGGAAGAUAUUCAGGCUAACCAGAUCUUCCCUCGAAAAUAUCCUGUUCUAGAAGAAAAGAACUUGCAGGUUCCAUAUCCUGAACUGCAUGGCGAGUUCACAGAGUACGUGGGGAGAGCUGAAGAUGCGAUCAUUGCUUUAUCUAAUUAUAGGCUUCAUAUCAAGUUCCGAGACUCUGUUGUUAAUGGUUAUUCUCAUUCUUGUUCGUGUGAAGUGUCAGUACCAUUACAGCUCAUUGAGUGUGUUGAAUGCCGGGACAUGUUCCAGCUCCACAUCACUUGCAAGGAUUGUAAAGUGAUCAGAUGUCAGUUCUCUACUUUUGAGCAAUGCCAGGAGUGGCUGAAGAGACUCUCUGGCAGCAUCAGACCACCAUCAAGACUUGAGGACCUGUUUUCUUUUGCUUUUCAUGCCAUGUAUUCUGGAGAGAAAGACCAUCAUGGAGAUCUGUGCAGGCCAGGAGAACAUGUAACUUCAAGGUUUAAAAAUGAAGUGGACAGAAUGUCCUUUGAUUUGCAAAAUGCAUGGAGGAUUUCUGAAAUAAACAUGAAAUACAGGUUGUGUGCUAGCUAUCCUCAACUUGUGCUGGUUCCUGCUUGGAUCACAGACAAAGAACUGGAGAGUGUUGCUAGUUUCAGGUCCUGGAAACGAAUUCCAGUGGUUGUGUACAGACACCAGAGCACUGGAGCUGUGAUUGCACGAUGCGGGCAACCUGAGGUCAGCUGGUGGGGAUGGCGCAAUGCAGAUGAUGAGCAUCUGGUACAAUCUAUUGCUAAGGCAUGUGCCAUAGACUCCAGUUCUACUAAACAUCUUUCCAAUGGCAUAUGCUUUCGGCAUUGCAACAAUGGAUCAGAUUUGUCAGACGUAGAAUUUGAUUCCUCUGUGUCUAAUGGCUCAGGAGUAGAAUAUCUUGGCAUCCAGUGCCAGAAAUUGCUUAUUCUGGAUGCCAGAUCAUAUGCAGCAGCUGUUGCUAACAGAGCAAAAGGAGGUGGUUGUGAGUGUCCAGAAUAUUAUCCAAACUGUGAAGUGGUCUUUAUGGGAAUGGCCAACAUCCAUUCUAUUCGCAAAAGCUUUCAAUCCCUGAGACUUUUAUGCACACAGAUGCCUGACCCUGGAAAUUGGCUGUCUGCUUUAGAGGGAACUAAGUGGCUGCAGCAUCUUUCCAUGCUUCUUAAGUCUUCACUACUGGUGGUUAAUGCGGUAGACCGUGAUCUUCGACCUGUUUUGGUACACUGCUCAGAUGGUUGGGAUCGUACUCCUCAAAUAGUGGCACUGUCUAAAUUACUUCUAGAUCCCUACUACAGAACAAUUGAGGGAUUUCAGGUGCUAGUGGAAACGGAGUGGUUGGACUUUGGACACAAGUUUGCAGAUCGUUGUGGUCAUGGGGAGAAUUCAGAUGACCUAAAUGAGAGAUGCCCAGUGUUUUUGCAGUGGCUAGAUUGUGUGCAUCAACUCCAGCGACAGUUUCCCUGUUCCUUUGAGUUCAAUGAGGCAUUUCUGGUAAAGCUUGUACAGCAUACCUACUCAUGUCUGUUUGGUACAUUCCUUUGUAACAAUGCCAAGGAACGGGAAGACAAACACACACAAGAGAGGACGUGUUCUGUGUGGUCCUUGCUUCGGUCUGCAAACAAAGCUUUCAGGAAUAUGCUGUAUUCUUCUCAUUCUGAGACGGUGCUUCACCCAGUGUGCCAUGUUCGUAACCUCAUGCUUUGGAGUGCUGUUUAUCUGCCGAAUUCCUCUCCUUCCACCCCUGCUGAAGACUCAAGUGCUCCAUUUCCAGUUUCAGGCUCCGUUCCCGAGGACCAACCCCUGGGAAGCAGGCUGCCAAAGACGAGGUCAUUUGACAAUUUGUCUACUGUUUGUGAACCUGGAGGGUCCCUAUUAUCAAAUCGGCGCUCAAGUGACCCCAGUUUGAAUGAUAAAUGGCAGGAACAUCGACGAUCGCUGGAAGUCAACAUUGGAGUAGGAACUGAAGGAAUAGCCAGUCAGGACCAAGAUGAUGGGACAGCUCUACUUGGUAGAGCUUUAAAUUUGAGAAUAGCAAAUUCCAGUGGGGAAGAGCUAGGUGAUACAGAAGAGGACAACCAUCCACCAUUGGACACUGCUCCGCAAAAGGAGUAUACAGGAGCGAGAGAAGCUCUCAUUCAGGCAACUGCAGAAACUACAGAAGAGAUAGAACUCUCUGUUGCUGUGGCUGAAGGACAAAUUGAGAACAUCCUUCAAGAAGCAACUAAAGAAGAAAACAUUUUAGAUGACAUGGAAAAAAAUGUUAAUAUAACUCCUGUUUUGUCAAUGAAUGAGGAAUCCUCUAAACUAGUUAUAACUUCUACGCUCCUUCCUAAACACUCAAAUAUACUCAACACUCAACUCUUUGAAUUGCCAUCUGAUCGUGAACCUGUGUUCUUAAAUAGAUCUUUUGUAUCUGAUCAGGAUCACUCUUCAGAAACUGUCAGCCCAGGUACACAUUUACCUGAGUCAAAUGGUGCUUUAAGUUUUGUUGUCAAUGGUUGCAGCCAAAUAAUUGACAGAAAUGUAAAUAAAGCAGAAAAUCAUUUAAUGUCUCCACCCACACCCCCAGAGCAACAUGAGGAUAGGCUUUCAUUGCUAGAAAGUUCCACAGAGACUCUUAAAGAAGAAGGGUGCAGACAGGAAGUACCACUCUGUGAAUUCUCCAAGCACACAAAUGGAAAGGAGAAUCAGUUACACAGCACUAAAAUGGAGGAUAUUGGACAAAACAAGACUGAGAUAACUUCUCAAAGGACUUUAGAUGGCAUCCAUCAGCCUUUCCCUAGUGCCUUGCCACCAUUAUCUUUUACAACGCCUGGUCUUGGAAAUCAAGAAGAACCUAUAUGCAAUGGAGAGUCCAUUGACAGAGAGUUCUGCUCUUUGCAGCAGCAGCAACAACAAAUUAACAGUCACCAUGCCAAUGGGGAAAAGGCUUCUCUCAGUCGUCAGGUGUCUGGUGCCAGCUUUAGCUCUUUGCCGUUUCACACUCAUGGUAGUGGCAGUAGUAGUUUACAACACAGGUGUGUUCAUAAUCAUGUUGGAAGACACCCUUCAAGCCCUGAGCAACCUCUCCGCAGUCACUUGGAUGAUGAUGGCUUAGCACUUCACAAUGAUGCCAUCCAACAACGGCUGCGACAAAUUGAAGCAGGUCACCAGAUGGAGGUAGAAACUCUAAAGAAACAGGUGCAGGAGCUCUGGAGCAGACUAGAGAGCCAGCAUCUUGGUGGUUCUCUUCGAAUCAAUGGAGACAUGGGAGAUGAAGUGACUUCAAUAGCAGAUUCUGAAAGCAUCCUGGACCACAACUGUCUCUCACGCUGCAGUACUGAGCUUUUUUCUGAAGCCAGCUGGGAGCAGGUAGACAAACAGGAUACAGAGGUAACUCGCUGGUACCCUGAUCACUUGGCUGCACAAUGCUACGGGUGCGAGAGUCGUUUUUGGCUAGCCAGCCGAAAGCAUCACUGCAGAGACAGAGAGACUGUUGAGGAUUCUUGGAACUGUGGAAAUGUGUUUUGCGCCAGUUGCUGUGAUCAGAAGAUACCUGUUCCUAGCCAGCAGCUGUUUGAGCCCACCAGGGUGUGUACGACUUGUUAUAACCACCUGCAGCCCAGUGGGACUGCUUUGGAGAUGGACAUGGAAAAGCCUAUCGCUGCCAGCUCCAAUUAGUGAGUGCAGCCCACCUGUUUGGUAUGGAGGAAAGGGUGAGGACAUGGCUCUCCUUAAACACGCACAUGUGCUAUGGAAUGGACAGGCAAGGAAAGGAUUUAAAGAAAAAGUUGAAGCACUUUGAAAAUAUUGCUGCACAGGAGUGUGAGAACAUCACAAAGUAACGUUGGAGGUUCUGCUGCAGAAAGGAUCCUUGGUGGGCUGAGUUUUGAAAAGCUUUGAUAAAUGGCAUUUAGCUCACAGUAAUGGUAAUGCAGCCUAGUAAAUUGGGAGGCCAAAGGUGUUGUUUUCUUUUUUUUUUUUUUCUUUCUCAACCAUUGUUAUAUGCUGCUUUUAUUCUGAACUUUUUGAGGCACCUUCACAACACAAAAGAAUAAAGAAGUCUUUUCUUGUGAGCUUCUCAAAGUAAAAGGGCACCUUAAAAGUCUCUGCGUUUGCAAGGCUUUGACCAGAUGAGAGAGAAAUUGGCACAGCCUAUGUUGGAGGCUUUUGUAUGCUUUUGAAGAUGGGAGUAUGUUCUUUUUGUGACUCUAUGGUGUUUCGGUUAGUUCUAUUGGUGAAGGCAGCAUUGCUUUAGUGAGUAAAUAGUGAGCAUAAGGCUGCAAUUUCCAAAGUGUCCAGAAAUCAAAUGCAAACAUGGGCCUUGAUCUGCUUCCAGUAGGGUUGCUCAGGGAUGUAAAUUAUAUAAAUAAAAUGAAUUCCCAACAAA
Molecule: messenger RNA, 4696 nt
Organism: Polypterus senegalus (gray bichir)
Lineage: Eukaryota; Metazoa; Chordata; Cladistia; Polypteriformes; Polypteridae
Gene: mtmr3
Product: myotubularin related protein 3
Exons: 21
Coding region: 298-3987 (1229 amino acids)
Biological process (GO): regulation of autophagy; dephosphorylation
Molecular function (GO): phosphatidylinositol-3,5-bisphosphate 3-phosphatase activity; protein phosphatase binding; metal ion binding
Source: RefSeq, a predicted model, not a curated record